Thyridium curvatum is the source of this 1287-nucleotide messenger RNA. RefSeq lists its product as uncharacterized. Bases 1 to 1287 code for a protein of 428 amino acids. The transcript has 2 exons. The record is from RefSeq and is a predicted model, not a curated record. Lineage: Eukaryota; Fungi; Ascomycota; Sordariomycetes; Thyridiales; Thyridiaceae.
AUGUUCGGCUUUAAGAAAGGGGAGGGGAAGAAGAAGAUGGACGAACCCAAGAAAGAGGAUGAAUGGGUCCGUCUCGGAGAUCCAGACCAACCCUCGAGCAUCGAGGAGGACUGGUCUGGGACGCUGAACCAGCCGACGCCCAAGCCGGCUGGCAUCUUGGCCUGGGCUUUGGGCUUUGCUCGGAGCGUUGCAGCGAAAAUAACGCCCAGCGCUGGCAGUGACAUCGGCGAGGAGAAGAAGAAACCGGAAAAGCAGAAUGAUGGCAUCCCAAAAACCGACCGUUCUGCCGAGAUGACCUCGAUCGAACCCAUGUUCACCAUGGGUCUUCCGGACAGAGAAGACGCCAUCCAGAGGGAUGGCACAGACCACGCCGGCGAUUCCUUCGCCGGAGAGAUCGUCGUCGUCGGCUGGAGAAGCAUCACACCCAGCAGCGGCGGCGGCACCCCCAGCAGCCCUACCAUGACCUCCAGCAGCAGCGACACCAGAAGCUGUCCUGCGGGCGGCAAGGACCAAGACUCGCUGCUGCGCCGCCUCUCCUCUCACACUCCCGAUCUCGACCUCUCCAUCGGCCUCUCCGAACUCGACGUCAACAUCGGCCUCCCCGACGACGACGAGGACUCCUUCCCCGCCUGCGGCUGCCGGAUAUACACGUUUGGCAAGAGGGGGGACCGGACGACCUGCGGCAUCUGCCAGAUACAGCGGUACGGUGCCAUCCUCGACAGCGGCCCGCCUCCCUCGCCGCAGCCGGCUAAUCCUCCGCAUCCACGGCCGCUACCAUCGCCAGCUCCAACCAGCAGCCCGUUCCGCCCCGGCGCCGACCCGGACGCCAUGCUCCCGUCCGAGUCCGAGCCCGGGUCCCCGCCAGAGCUGAGCGGCUCGCCGGGCUCGCCGGACUCGGAGGAGCCGGUGGAGGAGGAGGGCCCGCAGUACUCGGACGAGGACAGGCGGGAGAUGGUGCGGCGGUUGGAGCAAGGGUACACGCCGAUGGAGCAGGCCAUGAUGUACAUGUUCCUGCUGCGGUCGUGUGAGCGCCGAGGAGGGUUCGUGCCGUGGCCGGGUCUGCCGGCCCCCGUGCUCGAGUGUGCCCGGACGAUGGGCAUCGUCCCGAAGGAGAGGAAGAAGAGGAGGAGGAAGGGGGAUGAGGAAGGGCCAAAGCGGCCAAAGGGUGAUAAGGGGGAGAAAAGAGAGAAGAGAGGAAAGAGAGACAGGAGGGAAGGGGGAGAAGGGGGAGAAGGACUGGAUGACCUGGGAAGGCAGGGGUGGGGAGGGGGCUCUUGGAUAUGUUGA